Talaromyces rugulosus is the source of this 306-nucleotide messenger RNA. RefSeq lists its product as uncharacterized. The record is from RefSeq and is a predicted model, not a curated record. Gene Ontology annotation, biological process: pyruvate import into mitochondria. Lineage: Eukaryota; Fungi; Ascomycota; Eurotiomycetes; Eurotiales; Trichocomaceae. Bases 1 to 306 code for a protein of 101 amino acids. Gene Ontology annotation, cellular component: mitochondrial inner membrane. The transcript has 3 exons.
AUGGCUGCCGCUAUAAAGGCAAUCAACGCGAAGAUUCGCUCAAAUAAAGUUUCAGACUACUUCUGUUCAACGCAUUUCUGGGGCCCCGCCUCGAAUUUUGGCCUUCCUGUGGCCGCCGUGAUGGAUACACAAAAAGACCCAGAAAUAAUCUCGGGGCGAAUGACGAGCGCGUUUGUUGUCUGUUCUGCCUUGUUGAUGCGAUAUUCUCUCGCUGUGUCGCCAAAAAAUUAUUUGCUAUUUGCAAUGCAUUCAGUAAAUCUUGGCGCACAGUCAUUCCAGGGCUGGAGGUUUAUAAAUUAUUGGUAG